AUGGUUGACUGCGGAAGAAGGAAGAGGAAGGGGAAGAAGAAGGAAGAAAGAAAAGAGAAGAAGAGGAAAGAAGAAGAAGGGGAAGAAGAGGAAGAAGAGGAAGAAGAGGAAGAAGAGGAAGAAGAGGAAGAAGGGGAAGAAGAGGAAGAAGGGAAAGAAGAGGAAGAAGGGGAAGAAGAGGAAGAAGAGGAAGAAGGGGAAGAAGAGGAAGAAGAAAAAGGGGAAGAAGGGGAAGAAGAGGAAGAAGAGGAAGAAGAGGAAGAAGGAGAAGAAGAGGAAGAAGGGGAAGAACAGGAAGAAGUGGAAGAACAGGAAGAAGAGGAAGAAGGGGAAGAAGAGGAAGAAGGGAAGAAGAGGAAGAAGAGGAAGAAGGGGAAGAAGGAGAAGAAGAGGAAGAAGGGGAAGAACAGGAAGAAGUGGAAGAACAGGAAGAAGAGGAAGAAGGGGAAGAAGGGGGAGAAGGGGAAGAAGAGGAAGAAGAGGAAUAAGGGGAAGAAGGAGAAGAAGAGGAAGAAGGGGAAGAACAGUGCUAGAAGAAUGUGUUGUAAGGGGCUGAAUGUGUUGUAA
Molecule: messenger RNA, 567 nt
Organism: Knipowitschia caucasica
Lineage: Eukaryota; Metazoa; Chordata; Actinopteri; Gobiiformes; Gobiidae
Source: the annotation of a GenBank genome assembly